Messenger RNA from Gloeophyllum trabeum ATCC 11539, 965 nucleotides. RefSeq lists its product as uncharacterized. Bases 1 to 933 code for a protein of 310 amino acids. Gene Ontology annotation, cellular component: membrane. Lineage: Eukaryota; Fungi; Basidiomycota; Agaricomycetes; Gloeophyllales; Gloeophyllaceae. The transcript has 4 exons. The record is from RefSeq and is a predicted model, not a curated record.
AUGCCAUCCUUCCCGCUCAUCCCGCUGUCCAUCGCCGCCCUCUUCAGCGCCCAGGGCCUGCGCAGAGGCUCGCUCUCGCCGUCGGGCGCUGUCACAGCCACGCUCAUCGGGACCCUCACGCUCGCCGUCCCCCUGCGUGCUUUCGGCGUGUCCCUUCUCUCCUUCUACCUCAUAGGCUCGCGCGCGACCAAGAUCGGCAAGCAGCUCAAGGCCCAGCUUGAGGAGGGCCACACGGAGGGCGGACAGCGUACGGGCUUCCAGGUCCUGUGCAACUCGUUCUCUGCGUUCGGCGCUGCGCUGCUGUGGGAGGGCUUGUUCGUGCCUGGCUCGUUGCCUGCCCUUGUGAUUAAUUGGUUGGGAGGGACGCAGGCACCGACGUAUCUAUCCAAUGAGUGGUGUCCAGUAUCUACCUCGGUGUUGGAUGGGUGGAGUCGUGCACUGGUCUUUGCUGCACUAGGGCAUUUUGCCUGCUGCCUCGGAGACACCCUGGCCUCAGAACUGGGCAUCCUCUCCAAAACUCCGCCCAUCCUCAUCACCACGCUCAAACCCGUCCCGCCCGGCACGAACGGUGGCAUCUCGGGCGUCGGCACCCUCGCCUCGCUGGCGGGCGGGAUUGCCAUGGGCGCCACCCUCGCUGCCUGCUUGGCCAUUGAGAACUCCGUAUGCAGAGCGGAUGCUUGGGCGGUAUCGGCACAAGCCGUUGCUUGGGGCGGGUUUGCGGGUCUGUUCGGAUCUUUGAUCGACUCCCUAUUAGGCGCGACCGUUCAGAUGACUAAGUACUCCGCCACUAGCAAACGUAUACUGACGGACGAGUCUGCCCCACCCAAAGACGCCGAGAUUAAGGUUGUCAGUGGACUCAACAUACUCACGAAUAAUCAGGUCAAUCUCCUGUCCUCGGUCGUCACCGCAGUCGUCGUGGCACGGUUUGCGUGAUGACGACAUGCCCAACCUUGCCUCUCGCGCAU